Molecule: messenger RNA, 1550 nt
Organism: Ruditapes philippinarum (Manila clam)
Lineage: Eukaryota; Metazoa; Mollusca; Bivalvia; Venerida; Veneridae
Product: E3 ubiquitin-protein ligase TRIM71-like
Exons: 8
Coding region: 139-1383 (414 amino acids)
Biological process (GO): positive regulation of DNA-templated transcription
Cellular component (GO): nucleoplasm; chromatin
Molecular function (GO): zinc ion binding; ubiquitin-protein transferase activity
Source: RefSeq, a predicted model, not a curated record
GAAAGUAGGUGGAUAAGGAAGUUUUAUACAAAUUUAUGACCUUCGAUUAUCUGUCAACGUCAGUAAAAUUCCUAAGACAAAUCGUUUUUUUAUUGAUUUGUUUAAAGAUCCACUUUAAAGUGUGAUAUCGUUAAUAUAAUGGAGGGUUCUGACGAAUUUCGUGAAAUCUUCUGUGAGCCUUGUGGAAAAAUUCAACAAAAAACAACAGCGGAUGGGUUUUGUGUUGACUGUUCUGAAUACUUAUGCGGACAGUGUUGUCACCAUCACAUGCGUUUUAAACAAUUUGAACACCAUGUUCUACAAGAUAAAGACAGCAUGCCUUUGGAUCCAAAAAAUACUGUAUCUAAAUAUGUCUGCACAUCAAAGUGUCAAGUUCAUGCGGAUGAAGUUAUAAAAUAUAUAUGUAAGACCUGUGAUAAGAUUGGGUGCAACGUUUGCAUGACGAUAAAUCAUCGAUCAUGUGAUGGUGUCAGGUAUAUCCCGGACGAAGUGAAGAAAUCUGAUACAUCUGUAGAAAUACGAGAAUUUGCGAAAAUGAUAGAUGAUAUGAUUGAAGAGCAAACGAAAUUGUAUGUCAAGAUUGACCAAAAUUUUCAACUGUCUGAUGAAAUGAACACAACAGCAUGUAAGGACCUUGAGCAACAAAAAGAUCAGAUUGUCACCUUCUUCGAAAAUCUUUAUGAUAAAAUUAAAACCGAAGUUGUUGGAAAACAGGACGCAGAUAAAAAAGUAUUUGAAACGUUGUUGAAAGAAGUCAGUAUUAUGCAAACAGAUAUGAAAAAUCGGAAAGCGAGACUACAAACAUUAGAACAAGGUCAACAAAUCUGUGAAGCUUUUAUUUUUAUGAAAUACACGCAGGCAGCCAUGGGAAAGAUGUCAAGUGACAUGAAGGAACUUUCAGAAAGUGGAAAAGAAAAACCAGCUAGAUACCAGCCAUCUUUAGAUGUCGAAGAGCUAAAAGAAGAUAUCAAAUGCUUAGGGCGUUUGUUUACAGGAGAGUCAGACCAGAUAACACAAAUCGAGUCGGUAAAGAAAAAGAUGGAGAAAGAGCUCCAUAUGAUACGACGUGAAAAAGAGGAUCUGAAGGAUGUUCUAGAUAGGACAAAUGCAAUAGCUGAAGACCUUAAGAAAAAUGUCAAUGAGUUACAGACAUGUGUACAUAAGGAAAAACAAAACAACAAACAUCUGAAAACUGAGAAAGAAAAUCAAAAACUGGACUAUGAAAGCAGAUUAAAUAAAGUGAAACAAGAUUCUCAUUCAAAAGAUAUCCAACUUAAAAAAGAACAAGAAGAAUUAUGUAGAGUAGAAGAGAAGACCUCUUACGUCAUUGAGAGAAUGCAUCCAUUUUAUAGCAUACACAGCAGAAGAUACUACAUCGUAUGACUUUCCUUGAUCUAACAAAUGCGUAAUAAACAUAGAAACACAAAUAGACUGAGCUGAUAAACCAACUUGAUUGUUAUCUUUACAGAAUGGUUGAAAGGGCUAAAAUAACAUCUGCACUUUUGCACAGUAUUUUUUAGAUUUUGACUGUAAAAGAUAUUUGUUCAUAC